Molecule: messenger RNA, 2727 nt
Organism: Plasmodium relictum
Lineage: Eukaryota; Apicomplexa; Aconoidasida; Haemosporida; Plasmodiidae
Product: conserved Plasmodium protein, unknown function
Exons: 1
Coding region: 1-2727 (908 amino acids)
Biological process (GO): tRNA processing
Molecular function (GO): ligase activity, forming carbon-nitrogen bonds; ATP binding
Source: RefSeq, a predicted model, not a curated record
AUGUAUUUCUAUUUAUUUAUAUAUAUUUUUUUUUAUUGUGUUACAAAAUGUGUAAAUAUAAAAAGUGUAAAAAAAAAUACUGCCUUUUUAAAAUCAUUGAAGUUUAAAUAUAAAAAAAUUAAAGAUAAAAAUAUAAAUUUAAAUAUAGAAAAGCAAAUUAAUGAUAUUGCAUUUUAUCCAAUAAGCAGAAAAGUGUUGAAGAAAAAUAAUUUUUGUAAUAUUGGUGAUAAUAAAUAUAGUAAAUCUAAUAACAAGAUUCUUUUUAACAAUAUAUGUUCAUUAAUAAAUGCAGAAAAUAAUGAAAAAACAAAAGAAAUAGAAGAAUUAAAAAUAAACAAUAAUUUAGAAAUUAAUGAUUUUUUUAGUAGUCCAUCGGUCGAUUCAUUUGAAAGACAGGAAGUAAUACAACUAAUAGAAGCUUAUUGGUUACUGACAUUGAAGAAUGAAUUCUUAUUCAAAUUUUUAAAAAAAAAAAAAAGUAUGAUUUUCAGCGUAAGUUGUGGUGUAGAUUCAUUAUCUCUUCUAUAUUCUUUUAUUUUUAUUAUCUAUAAAAUAAUAAUAACAAUAGCAUGUAAAGAUGAUAAUUAUAUUUCUUUAUUAAAUAAAAUAAAUAAUGUAUAUUCAUAUUCACAUGAAGACAUUACAAAUUUAGUUUCAAAAUAUGAUUUUAAAACUAAUUUUUUUUUUUCUAUUUUAAAAAAUAUUACUGUAUUAUAUUGCAAUCACAAGGUAAGGAUAGAAUGCAACAAAGAAAAGAAUUUUUUAAAAAAUGUUUGUACUCAGUAUAAUCUUAAACUGAAAACAAAAGUACUUACAAAGAAAAUUAUUGAUAAAUUAAGGAAUAAAAAUAAAAAUAAUUUUUUAUUAUUGGCACGAAUGUGGAGAAGAAAUUCUUAUUUAGAAUUAUCAGAAGAAAUUUCUAAAAAGACUAAUAUUGAAAAAUAUAAAAUAUUAAAAAAAGAAAAAGAAAAUUUUUAUGAGCAUAAAAGUUUGAAAAAAUUUAUUAAAUCAAUUAAUUAUACAUAUAAAGAUUAUAUAUCAGAUAUAGACAAUUUUAUAAAAUUAACUAAUAAGAAACAUAUGACUAUUAUUUUGUUAAAAAAUAAUAAUACUUCUUUUAAAAAAACUAAUAAAAUUUUAAAUUUGGUAAAAUCUUUUGUAUUCUUAGGGCAUCAUAAGAAUGAUAACAAUGAAACUAUUUUAUUUAAACUAUUUAGGGGAGUAUUCAUUAAAAAUAUUACUGGAGUUAAAUUUUUAACAAAUUUUAAAAAUUGUUUUUUAUUUAGGCCUUUUAUUAAGUUAAACAAAAUUUUUCUCUAUAAAUAUAUGGGAUUUAUAAAUAAAAGAUGGAUUUUUGAUAAAUCUAAUGAAAAAUUGUCUGUAUCAAGAAAUUUUGUUAGAAAUGUAGUUAUCCCUAAUAUUUCUUUUAUAUUAAAAAACAAAAUAAAAAUUAAAAAUGAUUUAGAUGCGUUUCCAGGGAAUAAUAAAAAAAAUGCUGAUAUUUCUCAUAUUAAUUAUAGUAAACAAUUUUUAAUUGACGAAAAUAAUUUAAAUAAAAAUAUGAAUAAUACGAAAAACAAAUCAUUAAAUUUAAAUAAUAAUUUGAAUACUACGAAUAUUUUAGACAAAAGCUCCGAAUUAAAAAUAUGUCAUAACUAUAUAUAUCCAUCACUAGAUAGAAGAUUAAAAAAUUUGAUUACUCAAUCACAUAAUUUAGAUAAUUAUUUGAGUUUUUACAAUAAUAUAUUUGAUAUAUAUCAAAAAAAUAAAUAUUAUGAUAGUAACACUUUAAUUGGUAAUAUUUUUGUUAAAGAAUAUAUAAAUAUGCAAAACAAUUUAUAUAAUUCUUUUUUUUUAGAAGAAAAAAUGAGUCAUUUAAUAAAAAUUAAUAAAAUUAUGUAUCAGCACAACUUUUUUUUGAAAAUCUUUAAUUUUCUCGAAUUUUUAGUUUUGCCUUCUACAUUUAUUAGAAUAGAAAUUCUCUACAAUAUCAUUAAAAAAUAUACUAGCAUCAGUUUAAGUUAUGAUCGUAUUGAAAAAAUAUACCAUAUUUUAUUAUCAUAUGUUGAAAAUUAUUUAAAAAAUGCAAAAAAUAAGGAAAAAAUAAAUGAAGAAAAUUCUUUCAUUGCUUCAGAAGAAAAAAUGAUAGAAGAUAAAAAAAAAAAAAGAAAACAAAUAAAAAAGAAAAAGCAAAAAGUUAAAGUAAUAGAUUUAAACUUAAAAUAUAAAAUUAUUGUAAAUAACAAUUUGUUUCGUAUUUUUAAUAUUACUGACGAAAAAUUGAAAAAUCAAAAGUCAAUUAAUUUCAAAGAUAAAAAUGCUAAUGUAUUUACGCAUGAUAAUAUAUCAGCAAUAGUGAAAAGAAUAAAUAAAAAGAAUGUAAAAAAAGAAAAUCCCAAUGUGUAUUUGUUGAUUAAAAAAAGAAAAAAAAAGAAAAAAGAAAAAUUUAAUAUACACAUUCGCUAUUUAAAAAAAGAUGAUUUCAUUUAUUACGAAAAAAAACUUAUAAAAGGAAUAAAAUAUUUAUCAAUUCAUAAUAUUCCAUAUAUAUAUAAAUUUUCUUUACCCAUCGUAGAAAUAACAAAUUUUGCAAAAAAUAAUAUAAUAUUUUUCUUUUUAUUUAAAGAGAUAAAAAAUAAAAAUUUCUAUAUUCGUGAAUCCAUUAAAGAGAAAAAUAUAAACAAUCAUUUUAUUUACAAUAUAAGAUUUAUAAAUAAUAGUAAGUAA